Molecule: messenger RNA, 405 nt
Organism: Onthophagus taurus
Lineage: Eukaryota; Metazoa; Arthropoda; Insecta; Coleoptera; Scarabaeidae
Source: RefSeq, a predicted model, not a curated record
AUGAGCGAUAUGUUCUUUUUGGGGGGACCUUUGGAUUUGCGAGGAUUUCAAAUGAGAGGAAUUGGUCCGAGAGCUGAUGGGGAUGCUUUAGGAGCCGAAAUGUAUUGGUCCGCCGGGUUGCAUUUGUUCACUCCAUUACCUUUCCGGCCGGGUAAAGGUGGAUUUGGAGACAUUUUCCGCACGCAUUUCUUCGUGAAUGCGGGAAAUGUGGCGACUGAGAAAUCCGAGGAGAAAUAUGUCGAUCAAAUGAGCAAAAACGUCCGAUUAUCGACUGGAUUGGGAAUCGCGGUCCGCUUGGGGCAGAUGGCCCGAGUUGAAAUCAACUAUUGUUUUCCAAUUAAGUUUAGCGAUGGGGACCAAACCCAACCGGGGGUACAAUUCGGUAUCGGAUUGCAAUUUUCUUAA